Aphidius gifuensis is the source of this 603-nucleotide messenger RNA. RefSeq lists its product as uncharacterized. The transcript is spliced from 2 exons. Bases 268 to 537 code for a protein of 89 amino acids. The record is from RefSeq and is a predicted model, not a curated record. NCBI's taxonomy places the organism in Eukaryota, Metazoa, Arthropoda, Insecta, Hymenoptera, Braconidae.
UUAAUAUUUUUAAAUUAAUUUAUUUUUGAUAUUUGGACAUGUAGAUUUUGUCCACAAUAUAUUGGCAAUUAUUAUUAUACGCAAUAUUAAGUGCCACGAUAAAGAAACAAUAAUAAAUGAAUAAAGAAAAAGGGGAAUCCCAGGAAAUAUCAUACGCCCCAGAAUCAUAAUUUUUCUGGUUGGACUGAUCAUUCAACAUUCAGCUAUCAAGCAACAAACAUAUAUCAAAACGAAUAACUAGUAUCACCGAUUAUACUAAUCAUCACCAUGGUAUCAAGUAAAGCAAGUUUUUGUAUGGUCGUCAUGAUGGUGAUUUUGUUGUCAACUCAUACCAGUGAUGCUGGACCAAUUGGUGCUGGAAUAUGUUAUGCAGGAUGUGCUGCUCUGGUUGGAGCAUGUUUUGCUGCUGCUGGAUUUACAUUUGGCACUGUACCAGGUGCUAUUAUUGCAGCAACACCAGCACUUGCUGGUUGCAAUGCAGCUUUUGCAGCAUGUGAAGCUGCAUGUGUCGCAGCCCUCAUUGCUCCAACACCAUAAAAAAAAAUACAUUUAAUCAAACAAUACAUUAUAUACUAUUAAAUUUUGAGAAAAAAAAAAAAAAAA